AAAAAUCAUUGAAUUGCGUAGCUACUGUUCUCUAGUGAGAGUUUCAAUUUCAAACAAAAUGAGAAUGAUUCACAGCGUUGCGAUUGUUGUAGCUUUUAUGCUUUUCUUUGCAGGGAAUGCAACAGCCGAUUACUAUCGUUGUCUUGCUGACUGCCUCGUAGUCACUCAUUUUCCACGAUCUACUUCAACAUAUUUCAAAAAUUGCCUUCGAGUAUGUGCUCCUAUGAGCCAUAUAAGACGGGGUUCUUCCGGAGUUGUAUAAGUCUGCUUUUACACUGAUCCAAACAGCUGCUCCACCAAUUACUGCAAAAAUAAGGGCUUUUAGUCCAUUUCUACAUAGAUAUAUGUUAGACCUCCUUUUGGCUAAAAUAAAAUAUCAGUAUAUUUGCUGUAAUUCUAUAUAAGGUAAUUGAAUAAAAUUGUUUUUUUAAA
This is a messenger RNA of Rubroshorea leprosula, 432 nucleotides long. The record is from the annotation of a GenBank genome assembly. NCBI's taxonomy places the organism in Eukaryota, Viridiplantae, Streptophyta, Magnoliopsida, Malvales, Dipterocarpaceae.